GUGAUUUGAUAGCAGUAGAAGACCAAUCUGCAUAGAUUAAAGUUGGAUUUGUACCAUUUCGUGUUAGAGGUAAACAGUGACAAUGGCAGGAACAGAAGGACCCCUGAAGAGUUUGUUUGAGAAUAAGGCUCUUAGUAAGCAUAAGAAAGAUGAGAAGCGGCUGUCUGUGGAGCGGAUCUAUCAGAAGAAGACCCAGCUGGAGCAUAUCCUGCUCCGGCCUGACACCUACAUCGGCUCUGUGGAGCCCGUCACUCAGCAAAUGUGGGUGUUUGAUGAGGAUGUGGGGAUGAACUGCAGAGACAUCACAUUUGUGCCAGGACUCUACAAGAUCUAUGAUGAGAUUCUGGUGAAUGCUGCUGAUAACAAACAGAGGGACAAGGCUAUGAACUGCAUCAAGGUCAAUAUUGACCCCGAAAACAACACCAUCAGUGUGUGGAACAAC
This is a messenger RNA of Rhinichthys klamathensis goyatoka, 442 nucleotides long. RefSeq names its product DNA topoisomerase 2-alpha-like. The annotation marks the transcript as partial. Gene Ontology annotation, biological process: resolution of meiotic recombination intermediates; sister chromatid segregation. Gene Ontology annotation, cellular component: nucleus. The record is from RefSeq and is a predicted model, not a curated record. The transcript has 5 exons. NCBI's taxonomy places the organism in Eukaryota, Metazoa, Chordata, Actinopteri, Cypriniformes, Leuciscidae.